Messenger RNA from Girardinichthys multiradiatus, 2680 nucleotides. It is a transcript of the gene gask1a, whose product is annotated as golgi associated kinase 1A. Lineage: Eukaryota; Metazoa; Chordata; Actinopteri; Cyprinodontiformes; Goodeidae. The record is from RefSeq and is a predicted model, not a curated record. The transcript has 6 exons. The coding region runs from base 357 to 2333 and encodes 658 amino acids. Gene Ontology annotation, cellular component: Golgi apparatus.
UGCUCAGGUUUCACUCCACGCUGUGCUCCUCCUCAGACACACUCAAGCUUUUACUUUGAAAUCCUGUUUGGAAGACGCGUUUUAGCCGGUGAUCCCCGGGGAUCCCAUAGCCGGGGCUCCUGUGUGCAGCCUGGGGCUUCAUGACACCUUCUGUAGGAACGAUUAGAAAGCAGCAGAAGACCAUGUGGGCUACUUCCUAAUCAUCCCAUCGCCUCCUGUUGGACAAGACGCCGCUGUGCUGCAUCAUCAGAGGAUCACCGGCGGGCCGGUUCACGGAGAUCCGGUGAAACCCUUCAGAUCCUGGGAUAACUCACCUCUUCCCUGGAAAGGAAUGCCCCCUAUCAGAGACAACAACCAUGAACUGGAGAGUAUGGUCAAAACUGUGCUGUAGCCCAAGAUGGAUUCUUCUUCUUUCUCCCCUCUUCCUCCUCCUCCUCAUGAUCUUUGUGAUGGCGGUUACUUUGCCUCCCCCUCUGCCGCCUGUUGACAUUGACCGGCGGUCAUCCCGAGGUCUGAGUUCCGCUAGGGAGUUCAAACCCAGGCCCAGGGUUCCGGAGCCUGGUACAGUCGGCGGCUUCCAGCAGCCUGUUCCUCUCAGCCACAGAAGAACGUGGAGACACAGUUCUGGGAAAGAGACUCCCAUGCACUUAGCGCUACAUAAACCUUUUGGGAAUGCUGCUGGAGAUGUUAAAAACAGCAUAAAAGCUAGAAGUCAUGCUAACAUUCACAAAAAAAAACAAAAAAGCCAAGGAGUUGCUACUAGAAGAAUAGUGAGGGCAGACAUUAUCCUGGCAGCAAAUCAUCACCACUCUCAGCUUUCUGACUUUACAAGUAAAAACACAAAGCUACAGCACAGAACUAAGCCAAGUAGCCACACUGUACAGACACACAGUCAUCUCAAAGGAACUGUUCCCACAGGAGAGCAUUCAUCUUCUCCAGCAGAUAUCAUAAAAGGUGGCCGGAGAUCUACACGCACACAGGCAGGCAGACACACAAACCAGGUUGCAGACAGACAAAUGAAUGGCAGCCAGAGAAAUUCAAAGCGAUCCCAACAUUACAGGGCUUUGGAGCAACACAGUGAAGCUCCAAAGCCCUCUGGAAAACCUGUCCGUGUGGGUAAGGAGGAAAAGCCCUCAAGUGAUCCGAAAAGGGACCAUUAUUUCUCCAAAGGUCCCCCUGAGGUCAAGGUGCAUCUUGUGUCACGGGAUCACAGAAAGGCUUUGUCCCAACUGGAAGCCACCAUACAGAUGGAUGACAGCUGGUGUCAGAACUUUAGAGAGCAUGACUUUUCAGACAGUGACCAGAGGAAGAUCAGGGUAGGUGGAGACCUGCAGCAUCUUCCCUGGCUCAGCAAAGAUGACAUAGAGAAGAUGCAGCUCUUGGCUGGUGGGGAAGUUGUCAGUAAGACCAGGGUGCCUGCACAUGGACAAGUCCUCCAAGUAGCAUUUGGUCCUCCUGCACACCAUCAGAACAUCCAGCAGCUGAAGGAUUCACAGCAGCAUGGAGCUGGACAUACUGCCACCCACAGCGAGCACUGCCAGCAAGGGCUCUGCUCCCUGGUGAAACGCCCAGAAGACUGGUUUGAAGUGUUUGCUUUCCACCUGGACAGAGUCCUUGGACUCAACAGAAGUCUGCCAGUAGUUUUCAGAACUUUCCACAAUCAUAUUCUGCCCUAUAGAUACAUUAAUGGUGAGCCAAGACCUGUGGUUUGGUGGGAUCCUGACAUUCAGCAUCUUGAUGAUAAAGACAAUGACCAGAACUCAGUGCCUCUCAGCUGGGUCCAGUACCAGAAGCUGUUACAGGCCAGAUGUGGGAACCAAACAGGCCUUUGGUCAGAGCCGUGUGUGGGAGUUCUGCAUGCAGAGUGGGGAAAAUUGGCUCUGUUUGACUUCAUAUUACAAAUAAACGACCGUCUGGACAGAAACUGCUGUGGGUUUACACCAGAUCCAUCAGAACUCUGUGUGGAGAACCUGCUGCACAGCAAGUGUGGCAAUAGCAAGGACCUGCAGCUGGUUCAUAUCCUGGUGCGGGAGACGGAUCCUUCCAGACUUGUGUUCAUAGAUAAUGCGGGUAGACCACAGCAACCUGGCAACAACCUCAACUUCAGGCUGGUUGAGGGCAUUGAUGAGUUUCCGGAGAAAGCUGUCUCAGUGCUCCAGUCUGGCUGUCUGGAACAUCUUCUCCUGUGCUCCCUCUACACAGACAAAGAAUUCUGGGAAAGCCGUGGUGGGUACGACGCUCUCAGGCCUCUUGUCUACUUGGUGGAGAAAAGGGGGCACUAUCUCCUCCAGUAUAUUAAGGACAAGAAGCUGCACCUGAAGAGUGAUGUGUGACUUGGCUGGACCAUCUAAACAGAAACAGGCAGCAGCAUUUGAUAUCAUUUCCUCAAUGUUGAUCAUUAUGGAGUAAAACAGAAUCAGCCUUUUGAUGAGGACGGAUCAAAUGUAAAAAUAUUUUUUACUUUUUAUGAAAGGGUCUGUCGCCACACUGUGUUAAGAUGCACAAAGCAAAAGAUGAAAGAAAAUAAGUGAAUAUGCCUGAAAAUCAAGUGCCAUUUUGUGUCAUAGUGACACUUUUGUAAAGAUGAACUAUCGCACUGCUUUCCUUUUAUAUCUUACUCUUGUUAAAAGACCAGAUGUAUUUUUUACCUCCUCUGAAUUAAAAUUCCAGUCACACCCCA